Messenger RNA from Haliotis rubra (blacklip abalone), 1305 nucleotides. RefSeq names its product IgGFc-binding protein-like. Lineage: Eukaryota; Metazoa; Mollusca; Gastropoda; Lepetellida; Haliotidae. The transcript has 2 exons. The coding region runs from base 1 to 1305 and encodes 434 amino acids. The record is from RefSeq and is a predicted model, not a curated record.
AUGUGUCAGUCUGCUGAUGGUAUUGACAAGAUGAACAAGACAACAAAUGGCCAGAACAGCAGUGGAAAGGAGUUCCUGGUUACCUUUCCAGAGAACAAAUUAGAGGCUAACAAGCCGGAACAACAAUGUAUCAUUAUUACGACCCUUCUGAAUGCUGCGUCUGUGCAGGUCACCAGUCUGUCUCUGAGCAUCAACUUCACACAUACCGUGAACAUCACCAGUGCUGAGGGCGAUUACAUUUGCCUAGAAGAAGGCAUCCAGUUGUCAGGGAGUGGAAUAACAGAUAAAGUAGUACGCAUCAUAUCCGAUAACGAUGUGAAUGUUCUUGCUGUCGAUUUUGGAUUCAAGUCCAUGGAUAUAUAUCUUGCACUACCCGUUGACCAGUUCGGGUUCAGUUUCUAUGUAGUGACCUAUCAGAGUACAAAUGAUAAGACACAGUUCUCAGUGACGUCUUCUUCCGCCGAUACUUCAGUAACCAUAGAGUUCCCACCUGGUCUGACUACAUUACAGUAUAAUGGUAUCACCAUUCUAAAUCCAGAUAUAAUAUAUGUAACCCUACAAAAGCAUGAAGUUAUCCAGUUCCAAAAUGACAGAGACCUGACAGGAACGUAUGUCUCCUCAAACAAUCCAACUGCUGUGAUAGCGGGUGCACGAAAAUCUUCUUUGGACACAAAAUCGAAAAGAGAUCACCUUGUUCAACAAAUGCCCCCCGUUACUACAUGGGGCAAACACUUUGUGUCCGUUCCCUCCCCAGAAAAGACUAACACAUCAGAGGACCUGUAUCGCAUCCUUGCAAGCACCUCAAACACAACGGUACAUGUAGGGGGUUCAAUUUACCACCUGGAAAAAGAAGGGGACUGGUUGGAAACAAGGAUCUCUGCCACAGAUCCUGUUGAGAUCACGUCAAAUGAAGCAAUAUUGGUGGUAAAGUUUGUGACAGCUACAAGAACCUUUGAUCCCUGUAUGAUGAUUGUUCAUCCCAACAUCCAGUGGCAAUAUCAGUACAGCUUCCGGUUUCCUGACACAAAUACAUAUGCUUAUGCAAUUGUCGUCAUUGACUCGUUCUUCAAAUCAAGUUUAAUGCUAAACUCACAACCUCUCGAUAUACAGACAUGGGUUGACGUUAUGGACACGAACCUGACAUCUGGAUAUAUCCUUCUUCCCAAAGCCUCCUACGUCAUACAAAGUGCUAGUGCUUUGUUUGGGGUAUAUAUACACCAGAAGGAUAGAAGAGAAGCCUUCUGCUCAGGAGUUGGACUUGAUCUCACGCUGAUUAAUGAGGUAAGGGAAACCGAAAUCACUUAA